Messenger RNA from Opisthorchis viverrini, 1976 nucleotides. RefSeq lists its product as hypothetical. Lineage: Eukaryota; Metazoa; Platyhelminthes; Trematoda; Opisthorchiida; Opisthorchiidae. The record is from RefSeq and is a predicted model, not a curated record. The coding region runs from base 1 to 1497 and encodes 498 amino acids. Gene Ontology annotation, biological process: regulation of ARF protein signal transduction. Gene Ontology annotation, molecular function: guanyl-nucleotide exchange factor activity. The transcript is spliced from 13 exons.
AUGACCCCGAUUGAGCGUGUCCAACGAGCUCCAACAAAAAUAGUCUCCUACAUUAAAUCACUAAGUGAAGACCCCGCAGAACGUCGACGAAUAUUGGGAUGUCAGGAGUUCAAUAAUAAUCCUAAACAAGGCUUAGAGUACUUGUUCGAACAGGGCUUGUUGGAACGCAAUCCAGCAUCCGUUGCACGCUUCUUUGUGGAGGAACAUGAACGACUGUCGAAGGUUGUCCUCGGAACCUACCUUGGAGAAGCGAUAAAGUCGGAACUCUAUGAAGUCACUAGUCAGAUAGAGAGUUUUGGAUUUCCCGUUGACUGUGAAGACCCCGCAGAACGUCGACGAAUAUUGGGAUGUCAGGAGUUCAAUAAUAAUCCUAAACAAUCGAAAGGAGUUCAACAUGGAGGUGUUGGAUGCCUUUACCAGGUUGCACGAUUUUCGAAAUCAGGAAUUCCUUCCCUCUCUCAGCGCGAAUUUACUGACCGUGGUCCGAACUUGACCUCUGCCUCUCAACUCCCCCUGUCUAGGCUUGGGCGACCUGGCAGUAUCCCAGCCCUUGUGCUUCCUUCAAGUAGCAUGGCAGCUAGGCACCGGAAGGGUGUUACAGCUGAGCGAUUUUUGUUACAUUGGUCAAAUGAAGCAUACGUUCUGGCGUACGCCGCCAUUCUUCUCAACACGACCUUGCACAAUACAAACGCUAAAAGCCAGACUCUCGGUCUAGCUGACGAGAAAGUGUUCGUACAUGAAGCAUACGUUCUGGCGUACGCCGCCAUUCUUCUCAACACGACCUUGCACAAUACAAACGCUAAAAGCCAGACUCUCGGUCUAGCUGACGAGAAAGUGUUCGUACGUACUCUGCUAGACUACGACAGGGAAACCGACCUUCCAGAAGAUCUCAUACGGAAAGUGUAUCAGGAUAUCAAAAACGAACCCAUCCGUGCAGCUUCCGAUGAUGGUUUGGAUGGUAUCAGUCAGAAUGGCAAGGUCCUCAUGAAGGGGUGGCUGCUGAAGCUUGGUGGCCGUGUGAGGAGCUGGAAACGUCGAUGGUUCGUAUUAACGGAGAACAGUUUGAUCUAUUAUACCACACCAGAUCGUCAGCGCAACGUCAAAGGGGUGAUUCCUUUGGAUGGACUCAGUAUUCGUUUAUCACAAGAACGAACAAAAGAGAACAGUUUCGAACUGUUUUCCAUACGUAACGAAGUCAUCAAGGCCUCUAAAGCGGACAAGGAUGGCUCGUCUGCACCUGGUCAUCAUACUACCUAUCGCCUGGCUGCAUCCACAACAACCGAACGGGAUAGAUGGAUCCGAAUGCUUGAGUCCGUCACUCAUAAGAUAGCCGAACGUCGUGGUGCACGCAGUACCAGUGUGGAUUGCACAAGUGGCACAGGAUCCAUCAACCCCCGACUGUCCAGUCGUCUUGUGUCAGCCUCAUUGAAACGGAGUGCGGGUGCCGGAAGCCACCCAGAUCUUCCAAGCCAACAGUCAGCGUUGAACAACCAUUAACUCAGCUGAGACAGUUCUGUGCCAAACGUUCCCCGAUGUCAUGAAACAAUACUUCUACUGAGGAGAACAGCAGCAUCACUGUCCCCUUUGAGAACCCUUCUGACGACCUAAUCCAGGGUGUACUUCAAUCUCUGGCGCUCUAUGCACCAACAGUCUCCUUCACUGACAUGCAUUAGCAGAUUACCGCUCAGUUUCAGGCACUCCUCAUACCCAUAGACAGACCAACAAAAUCUCGAUAACCUCCAUUUGUACAUUAAUUCCUCUUAGGAGGUCUUGAACACGUUGAAGAUUAGAUCUGUUCAGCCAUCCCGCCUCCGUGUCUUUUUGUGUGUUUUAUAUAGAAAACUCGCUUUUCAACACAAAAAAUUGAUUGACUUAUCCUCUUGUUCGUUGUGAUAGCUGGUCCGUUUUUUUUACCCGGAAUGGUUUUCUUUUCUGUACAUCUCAACUGUACAUACAAACAGAUCUGUGUCGAAAAU